AGCCCUGACCUAACAUCGCCCAUAGUGCAGCAGUGGAUGUGUGUAAUGUGAAGGCUGGUUGUCGAGGAGGACGCUGACAUUCGGUAUCUGUGGUUACUCGUGAACUUUUGAUGCAACUGGAACAAGACAAGCCAUGGGGAGGCCAGUGUUCAUAGUUCCUCUGAUCCUGUUGGCUGUGAUGCUUAUGGGCACUGGGGCCAACAAUUGUGUGUGCACUGGAAAAUCAAGGUGCCACUGUAAAGGAGUGAAAGGCAGCAGGGGAGACAAAGGUUUUCCAGGAGUACCAGGUCCCCCAGGGCCAGAGGGCCGUCCAGGAUCAGAUGGUCCUGUUGGGCCUAUGGGACUAAAGGGAAACACUGGGCCUGAUGGAUCCGAGGGACAAAUAGGCGAUCCGGGACCUCAGGGCAAAGACGGAUUUGCUGGGUCUCAUGGUUUACCGGGUUUCCCAGGUUUACAAGGUCCUCCAGGACCCCCAGGGACCCCAGGCUGCAAUGGAACAGAUGGAGAAGAUGGACCUCCUGGUGUUCCCGGGGCCCCUGGCAUUGAUGGACAUGCUGGCCCACCUGGCCUGCCUGGACCUAAGGGAGAAUCUUGGGCAUCAGUGAACGCAAGACCAGGGCCACCUGGGCCACCUGGGAGGGACGGACUGCCGGGAGAUCCAGGUUCCCCUGGAAUAUAUGGGCCAGCAGGGGAUCCUGGACCACGGGGCUCUGUCGGGUUUCCUGGUCGUCCAGGGGCUCCAGGAUCUAAGGGUCAAGAAGGCAUAGGCGGUAUCCCAGGACCACGUGGCCCAAAGGGGAGAUCGGGACCACUAGGCCUACCAGGGCCACCAGGUCGGAUUAGGGAGUUUUUCUCCGAGAUUCUCUUGUUAAAGGGUGUCAAAGGAGACGAAGGAAAUGUAGGGGGAAAGGGCUGCAGGGGCGCACCAGGAGACCCUGGUUAUGGCUUUUACACCAAAGGAGCAAAGGGGGACAAAGGAUUGGAGGGUCCAGAAGGAAAGUCAGGGAAGGAUGGUGAUCCUGGACACCCUGGAUUGAGGGGAAGGCCUGGCCGCAGAGGUGAUCCGGGAUAUCCAGGGACACCAGGAGGGAUGGGUGAAAAGGGAAAUCGUGGUCUGCCUGGUCCAUCUGGAGAUAUAAUUGGGCCUGUAACUGAACCACUCAAAGGAUACCGUGGAGAUCCUGGCCCCCCAGGCCCACCUGGGCUUCCUGGAAAUCAGGGUAUUGUGGGGUUUCCUGGACCUGAUGGACCUCCAGGCCAUGCGUCUGGGAUUUAUGUUCCAGGCGCACAGGGUCCCAGUGGCUUUCCAGGCCCCAAAGGAGACCCUGGGGAGCCAGGGGAUAUAUAUAUGGGACUCCCAGGUCUUAAUGGGGAUGCUGGUGAUCAAGGGCCUCCUGGAGAUAGGGGCCCCCCUGGACCUCCUGAAGACAGAAUAAACAGGAUUACCAAGGGUUUCCCAGGAAUAAAGGGAAUCAGGGGUUCACCUGGACCUAUGGGAUAUAAUGGGACGUUUGGAAUGAAAGGAGUGAAGGGGGAGCCCUGUUAUGAGUGUUUGGGAUCAGGACCCCCGGGACCUCCAGGUCCCCGUGGUCCACCUGGCAUCCCUGGCUACAAUCAAGGACCAGGUGAUAAAGGUGAUCCGGGCUUUCCAGGACGUCAAGGCUUACCUGGAAGACCAGGUCCUGUUGGUCAAAUGGGAUUUCCAGGCCCACCAGGGGAAAAGGGGGAAACUUCUUACGACAUACCUGGGAUGAAGGGUGAGAACGGAGAUCCAGGACGGCCUGGUGGGCCUGGUACAGAUGGCCUCCCUGGGGUUCCCGGGCGUCCGGGUCGCAAAGGCAAUCGUGGGCCUCCAGGGGAUUCGUAUCCCUUCCCAGGUGCAGAGGGAGACCGUGGUUUACCAGGUCCUCCAGGGCCUUUAGGCAGACCGGGAACAGUUGGCUACCCUGGGCCAGUGGGAUAUGGCCCUGCUGGAUUUCCAGGAAGUAAGGGAGACGUUGGGGUACCUGGCCUGCCAGGACAGACUGGAAUUCCAGGCCAGAAAGGUGAACCUAGCCACAUCCACGCCAAAGGACUUCCUGGACCACCUGGAUUUAAAGGUCUGCCUGGGUCAUCUGGAAGCAGAGGUAAUCAAGGAGUGUCAGGUAUCCCAGGAACACCAGGUUUUCCAGGACAGAAAGGAGAAAGAGGCGAUGUGUCAUUUCCUGGAAGGCCGGGGGUCCUAGGACAGAAAGGUGACAAGGGGCAACCAGGUCUCCCAGGAUUUCCAGGUACGGGCUUGCCUGGUCGGCCAGGUCAACCAGGUGCUCCUGGUCCUCCAGGAUUGAAGGGUGAGGGUGGCCCUGGAUACCCUGGCCCUAUAGGCCCCCCAGGGCCUCCAGGAGAAGAUGGAGCUCAGGGGCCUGUAGGAGAUCCUGGGAGUCCUGGUCUACCUGGAAGCCCAGGACUUAUUGGCAAACUGGGUCUUCCUGGAGAAAAAGGAAGCAAAGGUUCUGUAGGCCCCUCUGGGCUACCUGGUAAUAAAGAUUCAUGUAAAGGUGGUUUACCUGGACAAAGGGGACCACCAGGACCAGAUGGUCAUACAGGACAUCCAGGAACCAAUGGCUUGCCAGGUGAGAAGGGGAAUGCAGGUUUGCCAGGGUUUGGUCGCCCUGGUCCCCCUGGUGAUCCUGGUCCCAUCGGGCCAUCGGUGCCAGGUUUACGCGGGCUUUCUGGACAAAAAGGGAUCAAGGGACAAAGCGGCCUACCUGGUCAACCUGGACUGAGAGGAGACCCUGGACUAGAUGGGAUACCAGGAUAUGGCCCAGAAGGGUUGCCUGGAAUUAUAGGACCCCCAGGCGAAAUAGGUGCCCCUGGCCGAGACGGAGCCAAAGGUUCCCAGGGUCCUCCAGGUAUGGAAGGGGAAACAGGUUCCACUGGUCCGCGAGGCCCUCAACAAUUAAUCAACAUCUCAGGGCCACCAGGGGACCCCGGCGAUCCAGGUUACCCUGGUCUUCCUGGUGUCUGUGGAGAGACUGGACGUAUUGGACCAAAAGGGCAGAGAGGGAUAGAUGGAGUACUAGGGGGCCCUGGACAAAGGGGUCCACCAGGUGAUCCAGGUAUUGAUGGACCAGUGGUCUCAGAAGGAAGUCAAGGACCUGCUGGAGCCCCAGGUGAUUCAGGAGUCAGAGGGCUUCCAGGCCCAAAGGGAAUAAAGGGAGAUCAAGGAAUCCCUGGAGGUCCAGGUCCAAAUGGUGCACCGGGUCCAACUGGUCACAAAGGAGUUACUGGAGAGCCUAACUUCUAUGGAUAUGGUCGGCCUGGACUAGCAGGACAAAAGGGUGAACCAGGUUUAAGUAAUACCAAUAUGAAGAAAGGUCAGAAAGGUGAAUCUGGUGUUUUUGGGGCUGUAGGUCUACCAGGAAACCUUGGAGAGAAAGGAAACCCAGGACCUGUUGGACAAAAUGGUUCACCAGGCUAUCAAGGGCCUAGAGGUUCAGACGGGCCGGCAGGAAGUAAAGGACACCCAGGACCUAAUGGACCACCAGGUAACCCAGGUCUGCCGGGUGUCAGUGGUUAUCCAGGUUCUAAAGGCAACAAGGGCCGGGAUGGGAUUCCGGGGCCGCAAGGACAAAAAGGAGAUACUAUCACAAUGAAAGGGGUGCCUGGCAGGCUUGGUGACACAGGUCAACCAGGUCCCCCUGGGAACCCUGGACCCCCUGGCUUGUCUGUUACAGGGAGUCCUGGACCGAAAGGAGACAGAGGAAUUUCUGGUCUACCUGGGGUCUCUGGUCCAAGAGGACUGCCAGGAAGAGAAGGGGCUUGUAUUACUGGGUCAAAAGGAGACCGUGGCCUUCCUGGUAAACCUGGUUACCAAGGAUCCCCUGGCCUACCUGGCCCUCCAGGUCCCACAGUGCCUGGGUUAAAAGGAGACAGAGGGGACCCAGGUCUUACAGGAAGCCCAGGCUAUAGUGGACCCCCUGGAGAUCCAGGCUUUCAAGGACCACCUGGUGCAAGAGGCAGACCUGGAGGCCCAGGACCAAGAGGUGAUCCUGGUCCACCUGGAAUCCAAGGGCCCCCUGGUAAUGAGGGAGAUCCUGGAUACAUCCCAGGUCCACAUGGUCCACCUGGGAAGAAAGGUUUUCCUGGACGACCUGGCUUCAAAGGGGAACCAGCAUUUGGUAAAGUGAUUUAUGAACCAGGACCUCCUGGCUUACCUGGUCCCCCUGGCAAUGGAGGAGCCCCAGGAAGUACUGGACCAUCAGGACCUACAGGCCAUUCAGGCAAGCCAGGUGUCAAAGGACAGCGUGGUACCAGCCCAGUCGGCCAGCCAGGAUCUACUGGCCACAAAGGAGACAAAGGAAUAGCAGGACUGCCAGGUCCAGAAGGCAGACGUGGAGUCCCAGGCCGGAAGGGUCUUCCCGGGUUGCCAGGCAGAGGUUGUCUAGGUUUUGUGGACAGUUUCCUGAUAGCUAGACACAGCCAGAGCAUCCAAAUCCCUGACUGCCCUAUUGGCACCAGCCUCAUGUACUCUGGCUACUCCUUCCUCUUCAUCAACGGAAAUGAGAGAGCUCAUGGUCAGGACCUUGGCACCAUGGGAAGCUGUCUCCCUCGUUUCUCUACCAUGCCCUUCCUGUUCUGUGACACAGAAAGUAAUUGCCGCUAUGCAUCUCGUAACGACUACUCCUACUGGUUGUCCACUGACACGCCUAUGCCUACCAACAUGGUUGCCAUCACAGGGGAUAAGCUUGCCUCCUACAUCAGCAGGUGCUCAGUGUGUGAAACCACUUCCAAUGUCAUAGCCGUCCAUAGCCAGACAACUCUGAUACCUGACUGUCCCGGAGGAUGGGAGUCCCUAUGGGCUGGAUACUCAUUUGUCAUGCAAACGGGUGCUGGAGCAGAGGGCUCCUCCCAGCCCCUGGUUUCUCCUGGCUCAUGUUUGGAAAGGUUCCACCAAGUGCCCUUCAUCGAAUGUCACGGCAGGGGAACAUGUAACUAUUACCCUGAUUCCUAUAGCUACUGGCUAGCCUCCAUAGACCCCAACAACAUGUUCAGCAAACCCGUUCCUCAGACAGUGAAGGCACCUUCUUUACAAAGUGUCAUCAGCCGUUGUCGAGUCUGCAGGAAACCAUGGCAACCUGGGACAGAUGAUAGACGCGGGGACAGUUGUUAACAUUAAGUAUCCAUUUUUUCAAUGUAAUUAUGAAAAUAUGAUCAAUGAGAGAAAAAAUUGUGUCUAGUGUGCAUAUCUGUUUGUUAAACUACUGCUUUCAUGUUACAAACCUGUGUUUAUGAAUCUUAUCUCUGAAAAAAAAAAACUCUCUCUCCAAUUAUUUUUAAUGGCAGUUAUUGUAUAAGAUCUGAUGAUAAUGUACAUUAAAAUCAAUAAAACAUCAGAGUUUCAUCCUA
Messenger RNA from Micropterus salmoides (largemouth bass), 5388 nucleotides. RefSeq names its product collagen alpha-1(IV) chain-like. Bases 134 to 5152 code for a protein of 1672 amino acids. Gene Ontology annotation, cellular component: collagen trimer; basement membrane. NCBI's taxonomy places the organism in Eukaryota, Metazoa, Chordata, Actinopteri, Centrarchiformes, Centrarchidae. Gene Ontology annotation, molecular function: extracellular matrix structural constituent. The transcript is spliced from 52 exons. The record is from RefSeq and is a predicted model, not a curated record.